Molecule: messenger RNA, 2761 nt
Organism: Xylona heveae TC161
Lineage: Eukaryota; Fungi; Ascomycota; Xylonomycetes; Xylonales; Xylonaceae
Exons: 5
Coding region: 1-2364 (787 amino acids)
Biological process (GO): meiotic chromosome segregation
Cellular component (GO): nucleus; chromosome, centromeric region
Source: RefSeq, a predicted model, not a curated record
AUGGCACGCCUUAACGAACCCCCGCCCCCAGUCGAGACUAUUGACAGUCUGAGACGACGUUUUAUUAGACAAAAUCGGGAAGUAAUAAAGGCAAACUCUGCGCAGUCCCUUCGAAUCCGCGAGCUUGAAAGCGAGAUUUCUGCCCUUAUAUCCGAGAACAUCUCUUUCCGAGAAGAAAUAGUGAGGUUACAAGUGGAAGCGGCGCGAGCCAAAAACCGUACCGACAAUGUCGACAAUAUCAAACUGCAGCUGGAACAUAAGAUACAGGAGAUUAGUGCCAUGCUUGCCGACCUCGGUGUUUCUAAGCAUCAAGAAAGACGAUCGAGUAGGGGUUCUAUUGCCAACAGCUCUCCUAAAGCUGUACGGCCGGACAGACAAUGGAAAAACUUCAUGCGCCUAUCAGGAGGUACAAGCGGAUUAGAGGGAACUCUCCCGCCAAUUGUUGAAGGGAAAUACUACCCACGAAAGACUCUCGACGCGGAAGAGAUUGAAGCGGUGAUGGAGGAAGAGCUGGGUUGCGACUCGCCCGACCUGGGCCCUCCACCGAUGGCUCAUUUAGAUGACGAGGAGGGAAAUUUCGACCAAGCAGACGAGGAAGAGGCUCCUGUUGAGUCAAAGUUUCAAGAUAUGGACGACGUUGGAGUGCUUCCGCCCAAUCUUGAGACCCGGAGAAAACGGAGAGAUUCAAAAGCCUUGCUGUAUGCACAGGGAUUCAUUGAUCAUCGCAUAGGCGAAUCAGCGGCUUCGUUGUUCCCUCCUUCUGAAGGUUCGGUGGGGCAGGCCUUCAAGAUGGGAGCAAAGCGUAAGCUCGCUGUACGUGAAAACGAAGACCGGAUUCAUGGCGCAUCAGAAGCCGAGGACGAUGCAUUCGGCUCCAAGGGACGUGAAUCUCCGGUUCAUACCAAGGAUCACGAGGCUCAAUUAAAUGAGAGCCCGCGCAAAAAGAGCGAGACUAGUCAAGCAGCAUCUGCAGCUCGUACACUGAGUGGCCAACGACCCGACUUGCGGAAUAACCCCGCAUCUUUGGAAGGAAGGAAAGUUCUGGGACAAAAAAAUGUCAACACCGAUCCCGUUGUAUCUCCGGUAAAGAAGCGUGUCCAGGACAAAGGUCUUGAGCAUGAAAAGCCUCUCAAAGCGGAGAAAGGCGCCAAAAAGACUCGCCGAAACGUUCGCAUAGAGGAAAGUAAGCCAGCCGUAACAAAGAUUGAGCUUCCAAAAGAGGCCGACCGCCCUCAAUCGCAACUUGAAGAUGAGAGAGAAGAUUCUCGUGCGCUACACCCAAAGACUCCGGCUACAGAAUCCCUCUCUCCUGGAAGCUCCGCGGCUUCGUCGAUACGCACGGAAUCCAAAUACACCCCACCGCCUAGCGACCUCGUCCAUGCGACCCACUCAACGGAUGCUACUAACGGCGGAAGGGCAGCCAGAAGACAGCGAGCUGCAGUUAGCUACGCAGAACCCAGCCUGCGGGCCAAGAUGAGGAGACCGUCGGGUGCUCUAACAGAUGCCGUUGGAGCAGAGAAACGGCGCAGGCAGGAAGAAGAGGCGAAGAGGCUCAAGAGUUAUGACGGUGUUCAGGAUGACAAUACUACCCAUGAGCACAACGAAAAGCGAAGCUUGGAGUUCUUAAGGCGGGACGAUCAAGCUGAGCCCGCGCGGUCGUAUCAGGUCUCAGAGGCUGAAGGUCAUAAUACGGCAAACGGAACCGACCCUGCGAGCCCCUUAAGCAAGAAGACCCCAGCCAUUACCGAGGAGCUUCCUCCAACAGUGGUCACAGAACGGCGAAGACGUUCAUCAGCCAUGCACAGAUAUAGCGGUACUUCCGAGCAGUCUGCCGAGACCGAGGCUGUACUACCGACUUCUUCAACGGGCGGGGCAACUAUUGCCGCAUUGAUGAACGGUUCGAGGAACACGAAAACAAAAACUUCAGAGGCACGUCGAAAAACCGACGCCUCUGCGCUUGAGCAUCAGCAUCCAUCGGACAAUAUCGACAUCUAUGCGUUCAGUGAAUCUGCUCAUCCUGCUCAUCCUGAACCGACUGAGAUCGAAGGCAAGUCUGCCCCAUCACGUCGACACUCAUCAGCCAAUCUGGCGGCUGCUCCUCCUCCAAAAUACGCACUCCCCCAUGAAAAUAAUAAUUCAGCCGAGACGUCUCGACUAGAGAGAUCUUCAUCAUCUGGAUCACGCAGCAGGCUUAAGAACGACAGGCGUAGCGCCGAUGAUGGCGAGGGUGAUCCAGAAACGAAAAGGGAGUCAAAGCCGUCUGGCGGCCUAUCCAGAGGCCUUUUUACAGAUUUACAAGAUUCUCAUCAAAUGACGACCAGGGGCGAGAGGGCCGCUUCGAGGAGAAGAAGUAUGAUGCUUUGAUGCUUUGAUCCUUUGAUCCUUUGAUGGUUAGAGGUACUGCUUUAUGUAUGACUCUGAAUGAAAUUCGGCGUUUGAAUGGAUUGAUAAAAUUAAUUCCCCAUUUUCAGAGAGAUUUUUUUUCCCACUCUCUUGUUUGGGUGUCUUAUUUAUUUGCUCUCCUUUGGAUGUCAUCUCUCUCUCUCUCUGGAUUAUGGCGUUGGACUAUAGCGAGAUGCUCAUGCCAGGCAACGCUGUUCCGGCAGUGUUUUUAAAGGCCUGCAUGGGUCUUGGGGCUUGGGGGUACUUAGAUUCUUUGUCACUUUGUGUGUGUAUGAUACCAAAUAAGUAUUACUUUGUGCUGCUGUGCAUGAUCUCUUUCCCAUCUAGCUGAUUCUUUGAGCAUGAAUCUCUCUUUUCC